This is a messenger RNA of Paralichthys olivaceus (Japanese flounder), 2414 nucleotides long. The record is from RefSeq and is a predicted model, not a curated record. Lineage: Eukaryota; Metazoa; Chordata; Actinopteri; Pleuronectiformes; Paralichthyidae.
AAGCGAUAACUUCAGAGACUCGGUGAGAAAGUUCGUGAUCGGGACGAGGAGCAUAGAGCUGGCUUCUGAUCUGCCGUGAGCCCGUGCUCGAAGCGAGGAUAACGGAACGCAGCGGGACCACGGAGAAGAAAAGGAGUGUCGGCUCCGCGAAGAGGGAUUUUUAGAGACUGUCUCCACCUGCCUUGUGAGCAGACCGCGUCAGUUGGGAGUUGCUUGCUAGCGCGGCUAGUUAGCCUCGUCUACAGUUACCCUCCCCCCAUCCUUCAAGGUUUGCCUGCCUCCUCUCCACCAACUGAUCCCCUGGCAUCGUCACCCCCUCGUCUCCAUCUCUCCUUCUCCAUCAUCAGGGAAGUCACUCCACCACACCUUCUCCAUCAUCAGGGAAGUCAACCACAUGAGCUCCAACCCCGGGCAACUUGGUACCAUUAGUGUCACGUAUAGGAGUGAAUUCAGUAAUUUACACAUAUGGAAAUAUUGUAUUUAUGAUUGUUUAUGUGAUGUAAUAAAUUUACACUGUUCAUUGUUUUAUCCCUUUGCCCUUCCCAGUCAUUUUAGUGAGUGUCCACAGUAUCUUUUUUAUGUCCAUAGUGGGACGCCUGCGGUAGURGCUAGCGGCCUAACUUUAUUAGUUUAUUUGUACAGUUGGGUUUAGGGGGCUUUAGUGUGCCGCCAUACAUACAGUAUAGGUUUGUAGCCCUCCGCUACAAUUUGGUCCUUCGAGCCGGAUAUAUAAGGCUAGCACCGCCGCAAUGGCUAGUAGUGGACACUCUGUAGGAGAUAGCAACCCUCCCCAUCCAGAACGCCCCAGACGUGACAGACUACUCCCUAGACAUUUCGAUGAUUAUGACGUUGAGUUACCCCCCAGAUUGGUUGCAGAACCGCUGCAUAGCCGUAGCAUGAGCAGCCUCGCUUCAGCUCAGACCAGCCGCAUGUUGGACCUGUCUGUUAGUCAUAGCUUAGGGGACAUAGCUAAGCUAGAUGCCGCUCGCCUUACACUCUUCAGUAAGCCGCRUAGGUCUGACGUUGACUACACUGACAAAACCCACAGAGGGCAUGACAGAGGCAGGACACAGUCACGUCCAGACAGCCCCAGCUUAGUACACCCCUCAACGUCAGGGCGAAAUGACAACAACGAGCUACUGGAGCUACUUAAACAGCAGAUGGUAGCUAUGGAAAGGGCUGCACAACGCCAAGCAACAGCAUGGUCAGAAAGGGAGCAGCUACAGUCUGAGAGAGAGGCCCAACGUGAGCGCCUACAAGCCGAACGAGAACGGCUCCAAGUUGAGCUGCAGUUACAGAGAGAGCAGAUGCAAGCUCAGACCAUAGCAGAGCUAGCUAAACAACAAGCCGAGCGAGAGCGCAUGCAGGCCGAGACCUCUUUACAGUCUAUCCAGCUACUGACCGAAGCCCUCCAGAACCGGUCCGCCAGGCCCUCCGCCCAAUCCUCCAGGAGGACCUCACGCCGAGGGUCAAGACAACAUUCCCCAGAACAAAGAGGCUCCGGGAGACGCAACGAACAGGAUCCAUUACUUGGCAUCAAGGAGGAAACCGGAGAGGUAGCCGCUGAGCUGGCCAGCAGACUACAGAAACUGGAGGACGAAAUGCAAGACAGGCCAACCCCCCAGUGUAUCGUAGCCCCUGAUGCUAGCCAAGCACCCCCACAACCGAGUAGUCGGAACAUGGCACAACCCCCUCUAGCAACCUGUGCACUGCCCAGGCCCAAUCAGGCCGGCCCCACACCCGCCGACACAGGUCAGUUUACUCCUCCAUCGAACAGUCAGUUCCUAGAGCCUCGUCCUAGUCUCAUGCCCCGGCCGGUAGCCCCGUACGUAGAGGAGACCACCUUUCCGAACUUCACUAAAGAGGAUAGAUCUCAGUACACAGAACUGCGUAUGUGCCUGGAGACUCUUCUUACUGCCUCCCAGGAUGAGAGGUACAAAUAUGCCCUCCUGUUGAGGCACGUCAAGGUCCCACGUGCUCACAACAUAGCCUUAGCAUACGCUCACUCUACCACGCCCUACUCAGAUGCACUAGCUGCCCUCGACGACCGCUAUGGGCGGCCUUGGGACUUUGUCCUUCAGGAACUCAGAGAAAUAGAAAAGCUCCCACCAGUCAAAGAUGACAGAGCCCUUGACGACCUGUCCGUCAGAGUGCAGUCCCUAGUAGGGAUGCUCCAGUCUCAACAGCAGAAAGGGUUUUGUGAGCUCUAUGCCAGCUCCAAUGUGGAGCGAAUCUUGAACAAACUCCCGAAGUUCAGACAGGAGAGGUUCAGGCGGCAGCGAAAUCACCUCCCGGCGUCUCAACCCGAUCUAUCCCUGAUUGACCUUUCAAACUUCCUUAGAACGGAGGUUCGGAAUCUGGGUAUAGACCCAUCCUUACGGGGCGGCUCGGAUCCUCGAGAUGGAGGAAAAAGG